CUCCGCCCCGGCGGCGGCGGCUCUGCUGCCCCGGGAACCCCGAGCCGCGGCGACGCUUGUGACCCCGAGGAGCAGGAACCUAUGAACCCUGAGCCCUGGAGACCAUGGAUAAAUUUGACCUGAUUAAAGUCAUUGGGGAAGGUGCCUUUGGAAAAGCGUACUUGGCUAGAGAGAAAUCAGAAAGCAAGCACUGUGUCAUAAAAGAGGUCAAUUUUACAAAGAUGUCCAUCCGAGAGAAAGAAGCUUCAGAAAAAGAAGUGAUUCUUCUGGCUAAGAUGAAACAUCCCAACAUUGUAACCUUCUUCAGUUCCUUUCAAGAGAACAGCAGACUGUUUAUUGUAAUGGAGUAUUGUGAUGGAGGGGAUCUCAUGAAGAGAAUCCAAGGACAACAAGGCAAGUUGUUUGGAGAAGGCCAGAUCCUAGGUUGGUUCGUACAGAUUUCUGUAGGACUGAAAUAUCUUCACGAUAGGAAGAUUCUACACAGAGACAUCAAGGCUCAGAACAUUUUUCUCAGCAAAAAUGGAAUGAUUGCAAAGCUUGGGGACUUUGGAAUAGCAAGAGUCCUGAAUAAUUCCAUGGAACUUGCUCGAACUUGUGUUGGCACUCCUUACUACCUGUCCCCAGAGAUCUGUCAAAAUAGACCAUACAACAAUAAAACGGAUAUUUGGUCCCUUGGCUGUGUCUUAUAUGAGCUUUGCACACUCAGGCAUCCUUUUGAGGGUAACAACUUGCACCAACUGGUUCUGAAGAUUUGUCAAGCACAUUUUGCCCCCAUCUCACCACGGUUUUCUCAUGACCUACGAUCCUUGAUACCUCAGCUCUUUAAAGUGUCUCCUCGAGAUCGACCAUCUAUUAAUUCCAUUUUGAAGAGGCCCUUUUUAGAGAGUCUUAUUGCCAAAUACUUGACUCCCAAGGUCAUUCAAGAAGAAUUCAGUUACAUGCUCAUAAGCAGAGCAAGACCAUCAGCCUCACGACCUGGUGGGAAGGUGGUCCAGGAUUCUAAAAUACAGAAAGUGAGAUUCCAGGAAAAGUGCCCACCAAGGUCAAAGAUGUCAGUGCCAAUUAGCAGGAAGGGGAUAGUGCACAGAAAUGAAUGGCGACCACCAGCUGCCGCUCUGAAACCCGUAUCUAUCAAAAUGGUAGAAACUCCUAAACUUGCUGCAGUUUGUAGGCAUUAUGACUAUUAUCAUGCUCAACUUGACUUGCUGAGGAAGAGAGCCCAUGAACCAAACUAUGUUCCUCAAAAACAUUCUGGAAUUGAGAACUAUGAUCAAGAAGAAAGGCACAGCCUGUCACCUACUCCAUGGUCUGCUGAGUACGUUCAGAGGAAAUUCGAAGCUCAACAGUAUAAGCUGAAAGUGGAAAAGCAAUUGGGGCUUCGGCCGUCUUCGGCUGAGCCACAUCGCAACGGCAGAGAAGAGCUCAGAAGCCACGGAGAAGCGCCUAUAUCUCAAGAGCUUCAGUUCAGGAAAAACAAAACGAAGGACCAGGAAUAUUGGAAACAGCUAGCGGAAAUCCGCCAACAGUACUACAACGACAUGAAAGAAAUUAAAAAGAAGAUUGGGAGAGAGCUGGAGGAGAAUGCAAACCUCAGUCAGAAAACCUAUCUGGUGAAGAGGAGUGACCUGCCCAGCCACGCAGAGGGAGCUGAGCAAGAAGCUCCUGCCCAGGACAUUGAAAGAAACCUGAAACAAACUAAACUUCAGAACACCAAAGAAAGCAAAGUUCCUGAACAGAAACUUGAAAGUAAGAGAGGGGUAAAGUUUGAAAUUAGUUUAGAGAAUUGUGUUUCUGAAGAAGGCACCCUCCAAAAGAAAGAGGCAAUGGAUACACUAAAUGAUACCUUGAGCUUUGAAGAUGGCAUGAAGGUCAAUGAACCCAGGUGUAUGAAGGAGUGUGAAAAUUACACAGACAAAGCCUUUGAGGAGCUGUGUGGCCCAGAAGCAGACUGUUCAAUUCAGAAUGCCGUGGCUGCAGAAAACAGGAGGCAGUGGGAAGCCAGAGCACCUCAGACUCUGCUACAAAUGAUGGCAGCUGCUGACGUCACCUCCACCUGCCCCACCGUGCCUGAUGAUGGCCAAGUCGCUGUGAUGGAACGUGCUCCGCAGAACAGGAAGCAGUGGCGGCAUGAGCCACCAGCAACGCUGAUGACCGCUUGGGCUGCGGCUCACCUGAGCAGUAGCUCGUUUUCCGCCAGUGAAGGAGAACGUGUAGGAAUAGUACAACAGUGGCUUCCUAAAGAUGAAGAGUCAGAAACAGACUACAACAGUGAAGAUGAGGAACUGGACCCAGGAUCAGAUGGUGACGAUACAAAUUUUGAAGAGUCUGAAGAUGAGUUGAGAAACAAAGUAGUGGAAUCCCUAGAAAAACUUGCCACUCCCAAAGAACAGGGGGAAGAGGCUUCCAGCUCCCCUAAAGAUGUUGAGAAAUCAGGAGAGAAAAGCAAGCCACCAUUGGAAAAAUCAACUGAAGGCCAGCAUACUGCUUCUAAUCCUCCCAAUGAUCCACUCUGCAUCUCUGAGGGUGACCAAGGGACAUCAGCAACCAGCUAAAAUAUGCAAGUGUGACUGUUGUUCUCUCAUUGCUAAGGAUCAGUGUCCUUUUUCUUAACCAGUAUCCAUUAUUUGACCCAUUUUACCCACUUACCUACCUAGAUCAUGUUGAGGAGAGGAGCAGCCCUGAUGACUGGUUGUCUUAGGCUUGGCUCCAUGUAUGAAAUUGAAAUUGUUUGCUCAGACUUGCAUGUGUUUAUCUGAAGAAUUAGCUGACUUAGAGAAAUCGGCUUCCAGCUGUGUGUGGCAGCUAGCAAACUGGUCUUCCAAGACGUGUAUCCACCCUUCAACCUCCCUUCUGAGCAUCUCGUAGCAUUUACGUACAGUCCAAGAGGGCACACACCACCACGACACUGGAAUGAUGCUUUUCCAAAGCCAAGAGUGACCUCAGACUUAGGGUGAGGAGUUGGCAAAAGAACAGUGUGAGAAGUGGGGGAGACCAAUUAGCUACUAGAAACUCGCAUAAUUUCUUGUGGUUAUGUAGCAGAAGUAACUUUUCUGCUGUGCUCACUGACAGAUUUGCCACAGAUAUGUAUUUAUUCGUAUCAAAGUCUCGGAGUCUAGUGUGCAUCCACAUAUUAGACAUAAUGCUCUGAAAAGGCUGAUAAUAACACUGGUCUUUACCAUAAUUUUCGUUUGUUUGGUUGGGUUUUUUGAGGUAGGGUCUUGCUCUGUCCCAGACUGACCUGGAAUUCACUGUGUGGUCUCAAACACAUGGUGAUCCUAAUACCUCUGCCUCCCUCUCAAGUGCUGGGAUUAAAGAGUAUGCCACUAUGCCUGACUUUAUCUUAAGUUUGCUUGUAAGAUACCUAUCAAGGAAUUGAAAUCAGGUAUGGGGGCUGGUGGUGUAGAUCAGUGGCAAAGUAUGCUUACCUAUCUCCAUGAGGGCUUGAAUCCUAACACCUUCUCCCCCCCAAAAAAUUAUUUACAAGCAGAGAGAGACACAGUGAAGAGAGACAGAGAAUGGGUACACCAGAGCCUCCAGCUGCUGCAAAUGAACCCCAGAUGC
This is a messenger RNA of Jaculus jaculus (lesser Egyptian jerboa), 3561 nucleotides long. It is a transcript of the gene Nek5, whose product is annotated as NIMA related kinase 5. NCBI's taxonomy places the organism in Eukaryota, Metazoa, Chordata, Mammalia, Rodentia, Dipodidae. Gene Ontology annotation, biological process: protein phosphorylation. Gene Ontology annotation, molecular function: protein kinase activity; ATP binding. The transcript is spliced from 23 exons. The coding region runs from base 105 to 2552 and encodes 815 amino acids. The record is from RefSeq and is a predicted model, not a curated record.